Molecule: messenger RNA, 1644 nt
Organism: Sodiomyces alkalinus F11
Lineage: Eukaryota; Fungi; Ascomycota; Sordariomycetes; Glomerellales; Plectosphaerellaceae
Product: tannase and feruloyl esterase
Exons: 2
Coding region: 1-1644 (547 amino acids)
Source: RefSeq, a predicted model, not a curated record
AUGACAAAUACGAAUACAACCAAGGACCAAUCCUCUGCGUCCUGCUCCCCGGAUACCUUCUCCUUUCCAGCCAUCUUCGGCACCGAGCUCAUCUCCAUUACCGCUCAGCCCCUCCAAUAUCAAGAAGGCAGCAGCUCCGCAUUUUUCCCUGAGGGCGGCCUCGUUCAACCCGAAGCUCUUGAUUCAGUCUGCAAUCUCACCCUCACAUACACUCACCCAGGUCAGAACGAUGCCGUCAACACGCAGGUCCUGCUCCCGGGCACUCCUACGUGGAACCACCGUCUUCUGACCGUCGGGGGCGGCGGCUACGCUGUCGGCUAUCCUGACGGAGAUGUCAUGAUUGCAUUCGCUUCCCGGGGCUACACGACGGCCACCACUGACGGCGGCCACGCCAUGAACCUCUUCCAAGCCCACCCUGCCGAAUGGGCCCUCGUCUCUCCCGGCAACCACGACCAGGCCCAGCUCCUCAACUGGGCGUACCGCGCCCCCAUCGAGGCCGCCAAAUUCGGCAAGCUCGCCGCCGAGAGCUACUACGGGACGCGCCCCAAACGGACCUACUGGAGUGGCUGCUCCACCGGGGGGCGGCAGGGCAUCGCCAUGGCCCAGAAAGCCCCCCAAGAGUUCGACGGCAUAUUGGCAUCCUGCCCGGCCACCAACGUCGACCGUCUCGUCCUGUCAAUGUACUGGCCGCAGCAGGUCAUGAAGAACAAGGACGCCUACCCCCCCGCCUGUGAGCUGGACGGCAUCCAAGACGCGGCCCUGGCGGCGUGCGACGGGCUCGACGGAAUAGAAGACGGCAUCAUCGCUCUCCCGGAUCACUGCGACUUCCACCCCUCCGAAGUCGUGGGCAGGGAAGUCAACUGCGGCGACGGCACCACGCGGAUCAUCUCGCGCGAUGCGGCCGACAUUGUGGAGGCUGCGUGGCGCGGCGUCGUCGACGACGAAACCGGCGAGCUGCGCGCCGAGGGCAUGCCUGUCGGGGCACGGCUCACUUCGUUUUUUUCGACGGCUCGCACUACCUGCGACGAAGAGAGCGGGGAAUGCAAGGGUGAUCCGAUCUGGCUCGUGGAUCCUUGGGUUCGGUUCUUCCUGAAGCGGGACCCGCAUUUCGACAUGUCGUCGCUGACGGGGUCGGACUACUUUGCGCUAUUUGAAGAGACGCCGGCCGAGUUCCGAGGUCUCUUCGGCGCGAACACCCAUGAUGUCCCGCCCUCUUUGGGUCGCUUUAGGAAGUCUGGCGCGAAGAUGAUUACUUGGCACGGCGUGGACGACCAGACCAUCUCGGUCAGGGAAGGGCGGGCGUUUUACGACGCCGUCGUGGCUUGGGAUGCCGCUAGGGGAGUCGACACAAAGGACUACUAUCGGUACUUCGAGGUGCCUGGCGCCAGCCACUGCAGCGCUCCCCUCGGAAAGCCGUUCCCCCUGCACGCUCUGGAUGCUCUGGUCAAGUGGGUUGAGGAGGGCAUCGUCCCGGAGUUCUUGGAAACGGUCAGAUUGGGCGUCACUGAAGAGGAGUCUGGCCCGAUGAUGCCGGCUUGUUUGUACCCGGAGUUGCCUCUGUGGGAAGAAGGACGUGGUUUUAUCUGCAAGACAUACAAGGCCUCUGGAAAUGAGGACAAGGCACAGAAGCGGGACGAGCUAUGA